Molecule: messenger RNA, 3033 nt
Organism: Hemiscyllium ocellatum (epaulette shark)
Lineage: Eukaryota; Metazoa; Chordata; Chondrichthyes; Orectolobiformes; Hemiscylliidae
Gene: sptlc1
Product: serine palmitoyltransferase, long chain base subunit 1
Exons: 15
Coding region: 1-1419 (472 amino acids)
Biological process (GO): sphingosine biosynthetic process; ceramide biosynthetic process
Cellular component (GO): endoplasmic reticulum
Molecular function (GO): serine C-palmitoyltransferase activity; pyridoxal phosphate binding
Source: RefSeq, a predicted model, not a curated record
AUGGCGACAGGACAACAGUGGGUUUUAGUCGAGAUGGUACAGGCUUUUUAUGAGGCCCCAGCUUACCAUCUAAUUCUGGAAGGUAUUCUCAUCUUGUGGAUAGUAAGACUACUUUUCUCCAAAACCUACAAACUUCAGGAACGUUCUGAUCUGACAGAAAAGGAGAAAGAAGAGCUUAUUGAGGAAUGGCAACCAGAGCCCCUUGUUCCACCAAUCUCAAAAGACCACCCUGCCCUUAACAAUAAUAUUGUCUCGGGCCCUCCAACUCAUAACAUAGUGGUUAAUGGUAGAAAGUGCAUAAAUUUUGCGUCCUUCAAUUUUCUUGGAUUGCUAGACAAUGAAAGAGUUAAGAAUGUAGCUUUGGCUUCACUGAAAAAAUAUGGUGUAGGCACAUGUGGACCUAGAGGAUUUUAUGGGACAUUUGAUGUUCAUUUGGAGCUAGAGGAUAGAAUUGCAAAGUUUAUGAGAACCGAAGAGGCUAUUAUUUACUCCUAUGGAUUUGCCACGAUAGCCAGUGCCAUUCCAGCAUACUCGAAGAGAGGAGAUCUGGUGUUUGUGGAUGAAGCCGCAUGCUUUGCUAUUCAAAAAGGUUUACAAGCUUCACGCAGCAACAUAAAGUAUUUUAAGCACAAUGAUGUGGAAGACCUGGAACGUUUGCUUAAAGAACAGGAACUUGAGGACCAGAAAAAUCCUCGCAAAGCACGUGUGACCCGACGAUUCCUUGUAGUGGAAGGAUUGUACAUGAAUACUGGAUACAUUUGUCCACUCCCAGAGCUGGUAAAGCUAAAAUAUAAAUACAAAGUGCGGAUAUUUUUGGAAGAAAGCCUCUCCUUUGGGGUUUUAGGAGAGCAUGGACGAGGUGUAACUGAACAUUUUGGAGUGAACAUUAAUGACAUUGACCUUAUAAGUGCAAAUAUGGAGAACGCCUUGGCCUCUAUUGGAGGAUUUUGCUGUGGAAGAUCCUUUGUAAUUGAUCAUCAGCGUCUUUCAGGACAAGGUUAUUGUUUUUCUGCAUCUUUACCACCAAUGCUUGCUUCUGCUGCCAUAGAAGCUCUCAACAUUAUGGAGGACAACCCAGAUAUUUUCAGGGUAUUAAGGCAAAAGUGUCAGCGAAUUCAUUGUGCAUUGCAGGGUAUCUCGGGUCUCAAAAUUGUGGGUGAUUCAUUUUGUCCAGCCAUUCACCUGGUGUUGGCAAGGAGCAGAGGAUUGCGAGAGAAUGAUGUUAAGCUGCUUCAGGAAAUUGUUGAUUAUUGUAUGAAACGAGGAAUUGCAUUAACUCAAGCGCAUUACUUGGAUAAGGAAGAAAAGGUUUUGCCUCUUCCAAGUGUGCGGGUAGUGACUACUAUCAAAUUAACAGAGGAAGAGUUAGACAAGGCCGCAGCGUUGAUCAAGAAAGCAGCUGAAUGCAUACUUCACUAGGAUCGCCUGAUAUUUGUGAACCAGACGUUGCACAGGGAUGUCAUGCUAUAUUUGCCGAAUGUGCAGAAAUAGAUCGCUAACUACUGAAAACGAGGAUGACCAAUUACAUUAAAUGAACUUGUCCAAUAAUAUUUGGUUAAAAUUAUGGAAACUGUACGAAUGAAGUUGAAUGCAUUUGUCUUGCAAAUAUGUACAAAAAAAGUGAUUCAAAAUGUGGUCUCCUAAGGUCAAGAAAUCUUUCAAUCUUACGGUUUCUUAUCCAGGAUUUUCUCUAGAUUUUAUAAUAAAUGUAUUUUUGCAACAUUCAUAAGUGUGCCUGAAGUAAUGAGCUGUAAAGAAAUUCUAAAGGAUUUUGUUGAUAAAUUUCAUUUAAAUAAGAAUGUAGUGUAAAAGUUUAACUUUGUACAGGAAGUUAAAUUGCCUACUUCAAUGACUGCUAAUUAUACUAAUCUAUUUUUCAUACCCCUCAAAUGGGAAUUUCACUUUUGAUUGCAACACAUUUAGUGGAUGUGUUGAUAUUGGUGUGCAUGUGUUUUCUGUGUUACUAAUUCUGUUUUCAAGUGGCUGAAGAAGGUUUGCUAAUCAAUCUUUCUUUUAGGUUAAAAAAACACUUAACUGUAAUAAAUUAAUUUUAAAUGUGAUAGCAUGCGUCAUCUUAUUUGGAAUUAGAAGUCGUUUUGGGAAGAGUUGGACGAUUGUUAAUGACUGGCAAAAUCAUCUAAUGCUACUUGUUCAGACUUAUUCGGUUUUCAUUUAGCUCCAAAUGUUUUAUAAAUUUGUGCUACAAUUCCUCAAUUUAUUGUAAAUAUGAUGAGAUCAAGAUGAGUCUGUGCAUAAUCCUAUUCAACUUUUCAACAGGUGAAAUCCUUUAUGUAAUAGUAUUUCUGAGCAAGUUAGUUUUGCUGCCUUACUGUUAAAAUGUGUAAUUCUUUAUUUGAUGACUUAUCUUACAGGAAUUUGAACAAUAAAUGCAGAUUUGUAUGUGAUAUGACUUAAUGCUAUCAUCAAAAUUGUUUUGUAUUAACAAACAUAGGAAAUACAGCAAAGUGAUAUUUUUGCCCUCCAAUUUAUAAAUUGAUUUUAGUUUUCCAAAUAAAUUGCUUUCAUGUCCAUUUUAAUACUUGGUUACAGGAUUUGAAGCACUAAAAGAAUUGUAAGGUUUUUUUAGAUGUUUAUUAAUGCAAAACAUUUAAUAUAAAGCUAUUUUAAAAAUUACUCAAGGAAGGGAAAAUGGUACUUUAAAAGUAUUCUGCACUUUUGGUGAUUAGGGGGGUUAUUUUUGUAAUCUGUGCUGUUUAUUGUUAAACUUAGUGUAUUACUUUAUCCAGGACUUAAAAACGUCAAGUCUUUCUUGCUUGGAUUUUUUUCCCUGAAAAGCAGGGGCUUGUCAGUUUACAAAUGCAUUUGUUAUAUAUCUCUAGUUUAUAACUGCAAUAUUCACAUCAUGCAAAAAUUGCACCACGUUUAGCCAGAUAUGUAAUAGUAUGUGAGAUUGUGAAUACUGUUUUCAUUGGAGUUAAACUGCAGUCAUCAUUCUCAUCUCAGUUGACUUUGCCAGCUGCAUAAUAAAACUAAAAAUCGCAAGUACGGAUGUUUUACCUGUUAUCAAAAUGU